UUUCAUUUUUUCACCUUCAUUUCAUAUCUACCACUUAGCCACAUGGAGCAUCAUCACCUAAGACUUAUUCUCCUACUCUUGUUCCUGUUCCUACCCACCACCUGCUUCUCUUUCUCAUUUCAAACUCCUUCAAGCAAUGAAUUCUCGAAUCAAAGUUCUUCCUCUCUGAAGCAGCAGAUUCUGGAGCUAGCUAAUAGUCCCAGCACGGUGAAAUGGAUGAAGAGAAUAAGGAGGGAAAUCCACGAGCACCCAGAACUUGCAUAUGAAGAGUUCAGAACAAGUGCUGUCAUAAGGCGUGAGCUUGACUUGUUGGGUGUUGAAUACAAGUGGCCUGUGGCUGGGACUGGUGUGGUGGCCAAAAUUGGUUAUGGGUCUCCUCCUUUUGUUGCUCUUAGAGCAGACAUGGAUGCCUUGCCAAUUCAGGAAAUGGUUGAUUGGGAUCAUAAGAGCAAAGUAGAUGGAAAAAUGCAUGCUUGUGCACACGAUGCACAUGUUGCCAUGCUACUUGGGGCUGCAAAGAUACUGCAAGAAAUGAAAGACAUGUUACAGACUACUGUUGUUCUAAUAUUUCAACCAGCUGAGGAAAGAGGCACAGGUGCAAAAGACAUGAUCCAAGAACAGGUGCUUGAAGAUGUUGGUGCUAUUCUUGGGUUGCACUUGGGAGCAGAGUAUCCGACAGGUGUCGUUGCAUCACGGCCAGGAGAAUUUUUAGCCGGGUGUGGAAGCUUCGAAGCAAAGAUCAAAGGAAAAGGGGGGUUAGCAGGAGUUCCCCAGCAUUGUUUUGAUCCAGUUUUGGCUGCUUCAACAUCAGUGAUCAGCUUGCAGAACAUUGUUUCAAGGGAGGCUGAUCCUUUAGAUUCUCAGGUGCUUUCUGUGGCCAUGAUCAAUGCAGGGUCUGCUCAUGACAUAAUCCCUGAUUCAGCUACAUUUGGAGGUACCUAUAGAGCAUUCAGUAAAAAGAGCUUCUAUGGACUGAGGAAAAGGAUAGAAGAGGUUAUUAAAGGGCAGGCAGAAGUACAUAGGUGCUCUGGAGAGGUUGAGUUCUGUGGCAAUGAACAUCCCACAAUCCCUCCAACCACAAAUGAUGUGAGAAUAUACCAACUAGCACGGCAAGUGUCUAGCAAGAUUGUUGGAGAAGAUAACAUAGAAUUAGCACCCCUCUUCACAGGGAGUGAAGAUUUUGCAUUUUACUUGGAAAAGGUACCCGGGUCAUUUGUUCUUGUGGGCACACGAAACGAGAAGAGUGGAUCCAUACAUCCUGCUCAUAGUCCUUACUUUUUCAUUGACGAAGAUGUGCUUCCCAUUGGGGCUGCAUUGCAUGCAGCAUUUGCUCUUUCAUACCAUUCAUAUUCAACAAAUUCAUACCCUUUGUAAUACACAUCCACCACUUGUAAUUCAACAAAUUCUUUGGCCUAAGAAGCUGUCAGGGAAGAUAUUUUUUUAGAUGCAUAUUGAAUUUGCUUGACCAAGGUGCUAUCACAAAUACUCUCCCACUCGUGCACCCCCCCAUAGUAUUGUUGGUUUCAUUGGAUCAUUCGAUAUCAAAUCUUUAUUGGGGACCAUCUGUAGAUGUUGAA
This is a messenger RNA of Glycine soja, 1577 nucleotides long. Its product is annotated as IAA-amino acid hydrolase ILR1-like 4. Gene Ontology annotation, cellular component: endoplasmic reticulum. The coding region runs from base 43 to 1374 and encodes 443 amino acids. The record is from RefSeq and is a predicted model, not a curated record. Gene Ontology annotation, molecular function: IAA-Ala conjugate hydrolase activity. The transcript is spliced from 5 exons. NCBI's taxonomy places the organism in Eukaryota, Viridiplantae, Streptophyta, Magnoliopsida, Fabales, Fabaceae. Gene Ontology annotation, biological process: auxin metabolic process.